CUAAAAUCCAGGGGCACGCGACGCAAGUAGCAGUCGAGAGCCUCAGUGGGCGUGAGCCGAGCAGCGAUACGAGGCGGGGGAGCUGCGGGACAGCCUCUGGAAGCCACGCGACGCGCCAGCCGUGCGCCGCGCGCAGACCUUGCCGCCGUCUUGAACAAAUGCGUAGCUCUUCUAUCCUCGCGUUGUGCGCGGCCCUGGCGCCCCUCGCGGGCUCCCUGGCGCCGCCGCCGCGCCGCGCGGGCCUCCGGCCGGCGCGCGGCGCGGGCGGCGCGCCGCCGCCCCACUUGCGCCCGGCGCGACGGCGCUGCGGCCCGCUCGGCCGCGCCGGCCGCACGCGCCUCAGUGUAUUAGGAACGGACGAGGAGGCCCUCAAGGAAGCGAAAGCCGACAAGUACAAACAAGCGUUAAUGGAAGAAUGGUCCUCGGCCUGGGAGGAGGAGGGCGAAAAGGAGGGCUUCGACUGGGAAAUGGAAAAACUGAGGUCAGUGACUCGGCGUGGGAGCUUCAAUGACCUUCCUUACGCCAUCGACGCGCGUCGUCACGCGAGGGCAGUUUCGCGACGGUCUCGUUCCACGCAGGCGGAAGCUCGAGGACGUGCCCGAGAUGUACGGCGGCCCGAAGUUCUGGCGAAGAUUUAUUGAGGUCGAGCCCGAGAGUGUCUACGCCGCCUACGCCGAGUCUAGCUAUCCUGGAAGUAAACCGGGCUUCCAGGACUCGUUUCGUAUUUUAUUCAACAACCUGCUCCAGUUCAUCCUGGGCAAUGAUUCGGAGGACGGUGCCGAGGUGGCGUCCUGGGACUGGCAGGGAGCUCUGGAGAGGGCGGGCCCCAAGACGUUCUUUGGGAGUGUCGCGGCCGGCGACCUACAAACUUUGGUAGGGGGUCCCCUCUUCCUACUCCUCACGAAGUACCAUAGGGAGCUCGGGCCCGUGUUCAAACUGGCCUUCGGGCCUCGCUCUUUUAUAGUUGUGGCCGACCCGAGCAUUGCGCGAUACCUGCUCCGAGAUGGAAGCCAGAACUUCGACAAAGGCAUCCUGGCCGAGAUCUUGGCGCCGAUCCUAGGUAAUGGAUUAAUCCCAGCGGACCCCGACGUCUGGAAGGCGCGGCGGCGCGUCAUCUCGCCGGCCUUCCACAAGCAGUGGUUGCGAAGUACGUUGGCCCUUUUCGACGACUGCACGGAGGACCUGCUAGUGGACUUGCGGAAACGAGCGCGGUCCGUGGAUCCCACUGCACCUUUACCGGAGACCGUCGACGCGUGGAAGGCCUGGAAGUACGAGGACGACGCGCCGGCGAGAAAGGCGGGCGCGGUCGACAUGGAGGAACGGUUCUGUUCGGCAGCUUUGGAUAUUAUUGGGCGGGCCGUCUUCGACUACGACUUUGAAAGUGCGUCGUCGGAGUCUCCAUUAGUAAGGGCUGUUUAUAGAUGUUUGGUGGAAGCGGAGCAUCGCACGACGGCGUUCAUCCCGUACUGGCUCAUCCCCGGCGCGCAGCUCCUCCCGUCGCAGCAGGAGUUCAACAACGACCUCGACCUGCUCAACACGAAGCUGGAAGAGCUCGUGACCAAGGCCUUCGACGACAUCGCGAGCAUGGGAGACGAAGUUUAUAGGGAGGCCGGCCAAGAAGUUACUGAUGAGGAUGAAGUCAAGCAUACAUCAUUAUUACGCUUCCUCGUGACGGUGCGCGGCGAGGAGGCCUCGGCGACGCAGUUACGGGACGAUCUGAUGACGAUGCUCGUCGCCGGCCACGAGACGACUGCAGCUUUAUUAACCUGGACGCUGUACGAGUUGUUCCAUCCCUCUGGUCGCUCGAAGCAUCAUUUACAAAGAGCUCGGGAGGAGGCCGAUGCCGUGUUCGCGAAGCGCGCGGCGGAGAACAGGACUGGAUCAGUGUACGAAGAUGUACUGGACGUGCCCUUCAUACGUCUCUGUUUAGCGGAGGGUCUGAGGCUCUACCCCCAGCCUCCGUUACUCAUCAGACGAGCUUUGGAUUCGGAUGAACUACCUAGACCGUUCCCCGAUAGCCCAAAAGUAACUCCAGCUCGAGGGUCGGACAUUUUCAUGAGCACGUGGUCGCUGCACAAGGACCCGAAGCUGUGGGACGAUCCUGAGUCUUUUGACCCUUCUAGGUGGGAGCGCAAGAAGGAGCCGGGGCCCGACGCGCCGGCGGGCUGGCGGGGCUUCGACCCGGCCAAAAUUCCCUCGCAAGCCCUGUAUCCGACGGAGCAGAGUGCCGAUUACGCGUAUCUGCCCUUCGGUGCGGGCAACAGAAGGUGUGUCGGGGACCAGUUCGCUAUUUUGGAGGCUACCGUGAUGCUGACGUCGAUCAUCCACGAGCUCGACUUCGAGUUCGCGCUGAAAAAUCCGGAAUCGAUCCAGCCGAAGACGGGGCUCGGGGGCCUGCCCGUCGCCGACGUGGGCAUGCGCACGGGCGCGACGAUCCACACGGAGCACGGGCUCUGGAUGCGCGUCUUCGAGCGGUCGCCAUCGUCGAGUAAGGAGUCGUAGUCGA
Pelagomonas calceolata is the source of this 2506-nucleotide messenger RNA. The record is from the annotation of a GenBank genome assembly. Lineage: Eukaryota; Pelagophyceae; Pelagomonadales; Pelagomonadaceae.